This is a messenger RNA of Linum trigynum, 1209 nucleotides long. Lineage: Eukaryota; Viridiplantae; Streptophyta; Magnoliopsida; Malpighiales; Linaceae. The record is from the annotation of a GenBank genome assembly.
CUCAAACCAAACCCACAAGCUAUGAAUAAUAAUAAUAAUAAUAAUAAUAAUAAUAAUAAUAAUAAUAAUAAUAAUGAUGAUGUCAGUCUUUCUCCCUAAUUUUUAAUUAGCAGACAAGAAUAUCAUGUGCUUAAUAAAUGGGGGUCAUUGGAAUCGAACACAAGACCUCUCGGUUACAAAAGGCUCUAAUGCCAUGUCAAGAACCAGUUGAUCUCAAUAACUCGAAUUGUUAGAAGAGAUUCAAUCGUGGAUCGACAACCCUAAUAAUAUGCUCUCUUCCGGGUUACAGUUAGCUGCCCGCAUCUCCAAAUAUAUAGUUUACUUCCCUCUCCUCUCCUGCACCAUCGAAUAUUCUUGUUUAGUCAGUCGCAUAAACUAUUGCGUUAAUUCUCUCUUCCAUUACUCUCCAUAUUUAGUUUCUGACCACCAAUUAAUACACGGCCUAAGCUGAGAGAGAGGGAGAGAGAGAGAGAGAGCUAUCUUGUUUGGAUGAAGCUGCGACUGAGGAGGAAAACGGCGACGACGGCGGAGGAAGCCGGAGGAGGAGGCAGGCGGCGGCGGCAUGACGUGGACGGCGAGGAAGCGAAGCAGAAGGAGAAGAAGAGAUGGGGGCCGGCAUCAGUAUUGUUGUCGCCGGUUGGUUUGGUGAUCAGCUGCUUGGGCCGUCCGUUCGUUACGGCGUCGUCUUGGGCUGGGAGGUGCUUGUUCGUGAGCUGUUACCCCGUCGUUCAAUGUGCUGGGUGGGAUGAUUGCGGCCGCCGCCACCACCACCAUGACAGGCACUUCUAUUUUGAUUGACAAAUCUCAUCGGUAUCUUUCUUCGUCCAUAUUUUGUAUUUUUAGUGAUGUUGGAUUCUUGAUGACCAAUUACAAGGUUGAACGACUCUAACGAAGUAGCCUCAGUCUAUGCAUUUUUCUUGUUUUGGGGGGUUUUAAAUUGUUUUUGUGUAAAGAGAGUUUGUGAUUUUCUUGCUUCACACGACUACUGGGGGCAUAUGUAUACCAACCCAACUCUAUUGAGGUUGAGCAGAUCGUUGAAGUUGGGACUUUUCAUUUUAAAAUAUGGAUUGAUUCUAGGAAUGCAUAGAGAUUUGUUUUUUUAUGGAUAGGAAUGCAUAGAUUUUGAAAGGGUCAAUGUUAAUUUUCUACUCUUUUUCCCCCUUAGUCCUUGUACUAUGAUCAAUGUUUUGAUAAACACAUAAUUUUACA